AUGCUGCACGCACAGUCCUUCCUGCCAUGGCUGCUUCUGCUAGCGAUGCCUGUCCGCACCCACACCUGGUCACGGCCCCUGUGGUACCAGGUGGGGCUAGACUUACAGCCCUGGGGGUGCCAGCCAAACAGCCUGGAGGGUUGCAAGGGCAGCCUGGGCUGUCCUGGCCAUUGGAUGGGCCUGGGGGUGAACCGCAUCUACCCAGUGGCUGGGGUCACCGUCGCCACUACCAUGAUGCUGAUGCUCAGCCGUGCGGUGAUGCAACGGCGGCGCUCACAGGCCACUAAGAGUGAGCAUCCGCAGGUGACGGCUAAGCCCUGUGCAUCCUGGAAACGACGGGCCCCGAUCUCAGACCGUGCCCUACUCCUUGGGGUCCUGCAUAUGCUGGAUGCCCUCCUGGUCCAUAUUGAGGGCCAUCUGCAGCGUCUAGCCACCCAGCAGCGAACCCAAAUAAAGGGGACUCCUGCCCAGAGCGGGUGA
Messenger RNA from Eubalaena glacialis (North Atlantic right whale), 480 nucleotides. It is a transcript of the gene TMEM89, whose product is annotated as transmembrane protein 89. The transcript is spliced from 2 exons. The coding region runs from base 1 to 480 and encodes 159 amino acids. Lineage: Eukaryota; Metazoa; Chordata; Mammalia; Artiodactyla; Balaenidae. The record is from RefSeq and is a predicted model, not a curated record.